This is a messenger RNA of Periophthalmus magnuspinnatus, 1138 nucleotides long. RefSeq names its product ELOVL fatty acid elongase 8a (gene elovl8a). Gene Ontology annotation, biological process: fatty acid elongation, saturated fatty acid; fatty acid elongation, monounsaturated fatty acid; very long-chain fatty acid biosynthetic process. The record is from RefSeq and is a predicted model, not a curated record. NCBI's taxonomy places the organism in Eukaryota, Metazoa, Chordata, Actinopteri, Gobiiformes, Gobiidae. The transcript is spliced from 8 exons. Gene Ontology annotation, molecular function: fatty acid elongase activity. Gene Ontology annotation, cellular component: endoplasmic reticulum membrane. Bases 236 to 1042 code for a protein of 268 amino acids.
GGAGACAGACAGGUGAGGGGGGAAGACGAGGGCACAGGGAGAGCAGAGCAGGAACCGUGACAGAUAUGCAGCCUGUGACACGGCUUUGAAAGUUGUUUAGUCAUUAUUUGAUCGUCCAAAAGCAGUGUGGCCAAUAGGAUUUGUCACUGAGGACUUGAGCUUCUGCACAGCCAUAUGUCCCUUCACAAGACGUUAGACCAACAGUUGACCGGAGGACAAGAAGCCACUCACAGAGAUGGGUGGAGUUACCACUUGGCAAAAACUCCAGGUGUUAUAUCAAGGGAUUCUAGAAAAUGGAGACAAGAGGACAGACAAAUGGCUGCUGGUCUACUCUCCAGUGCCCAUUGCCUGUAUAUUCCUUGGAUAUUUGAUAAUUUUAUGGUUAGGGCCGAAGCUGAUGGCAAAUAGGAGCCCAGUGAACCUCAAACCGGUGCUGCUAGUUUACAAUUUUUCCAUGGUGUGCCUCUCAGCUUACAUGUGCUAUGAGUUCACUGCCUCGUCCUGGUUGGCCAAAUACAGUCUGCUGUGCCAGCCUGUGGACUACAGUGACAGCCCACUGGCUAUGAGGAUGGCCCGAGUGUACUGGUGGUUCUUCUUCUCCAAAGUGAUAGAGCUUUGUGAUACUAUGUUUUUCAUUUUGAGGAAAAAGAAUAAUCAGCUGACCUUCCUCCAUGUUUAUCAUCAUGCCACAAUGAUUUUCAACUGUUGGGUUGGAAUUAAAUAUGUAGCUGGAGGACAAAAUUUCUUCAUUGGCCUGGUGAACUCUGUGGUCCACGUUGUGAUGUAUUUGUACUACGGGUUGGCAGCUUUGGGACCAGGCAUGACCAGAUAUCUUUGGUGGAAACGCUACCUCACCUUUCUGCAGCUGUUUCAGUUUUUCCUUGUAACGGGCCACUGCACGUACAACCUGUUUGCGGACUGUGACUACCCAGACUCCAUCAACGCCAUGCAAGUGGUCUAUGCCCUUAGCUUGACCGCUCUGUUUUGCAACUUCUUCUACCAGAGCUACCUCAGCAACAAAAAGACUGAAAAAACAUCCUAGCAGUAGAAAUGCUUGUGCUAUAUGUAGAGAUACAGUAUUAUGUUACAUAAUCCUUAUUUAUUGCAAAUUAAAUAAUAAUAAUAAAAUAUUCAAGUC